Molecule: messenger RNA, 495 nt
Organism: Spodoptera litura
Lineage: Eukaryota; Metazoa; Arthropoda; Insecta; Lepidoptera; Noctuidae
Product: mitochondrial import inner membrane translocase subunit Tim13
Source: RefSeq, a predicted model, not a curated record
CCUUCGGUCGUUUUUGCUUUUGCUCUCGCACUUGCUGUCACUGAGAAAUUUGAGGUUAUACUGUCAUUAACACAAAAUUCCGUAAAUUGUAUCAUCCCACGAAAUAUUAAUUAAUAUAUUAAAGUCAUGGAUACAUUAUCAACUGGUUCGCUCUCAGGAGCACAGAAAGAAGAAUUGAUGGAUCAGGUGAAACAACAAAUUGCCAUAGCGAACGCUCAGGAAUUAUUGACGAAAAUGUCAGAAAAAUGUUUCAAAAAGUGCAUCAAUAAACCUGGAACAGCUCUGGACAAUUCUGAACAGAAAUGUAUUGCAAUGUGCAUGGACAGGUAUAUGGAUGCGUGGAACCUGGUGUCCCGAACAUACAGCAGUCGUAUUCAGCGAGAGAGGAACAACAUGUGAAAGUGACCACUGGGGACUCGGGGCUAUGGGCCAUCGUCACUGUAAAUAUAGGCGACUUAGUAGUUACAAAGCAUUUGAAAUUGUGUGUUGCGGCUA